ACAGCCUCUUUUCCUUUGAACUUUAGCUGGUAGAACCAGUUCCAUUUUCCUGAAAGAUUUCUUUUCUUCGAGCUUCAUGAAUUUGAAAGUGAAUGUCUAAAUCCACUUACCCGUGAAACCUGACCCGACGCACCGCAUUCUCAGUAAGCUGGUCUGAAGGGAAAGCGAGCUGCCACAGAUACUGGAGCAGAGAAAAACAAGAAGCACAACUUCCUCUGAUAAUGGUGCCCCCUCCCUCUAUGGUUGGCAGCGAAUUAGCAAUAUUGGUGCCUUUCUUCAUAACUGCCUGCAUCUACAUGAUCGUCAAUCUUAUAUCCUCUCUACCACUUUGGAUGAAGGGAUUAACCAAAAUCUUGCCAAUCAUCUGUCUGUGUAUGUUCGUUGUGCACAAUGGAAAAAAAAUUUUAUGCAGUCAUCACAAUCUUCUAAAACUACUCAUGGGCCUUAUGUUUUCAGCAGUAGGUGAUGUGCUUCUUCUCAUGGAUGAUAUUAAGUUUUUCAUUGGAGGUGGAACCAUGUUUGCUCUUGCUCAUUGUUUCUACACAUGGGCCUUUGGGUUCAAGCCUCUGAAUCUCCGAGCUGGAAGUUUACUGGCCACUGUAGUCGUGCUGGGUUUGAUCUUUCUCAGCAGAUGUUCAAAGAUGUGGCAGAUGUUGCUGCUCUGUUGUUACUGUGUCUUGAUUGGAGUCAUGUCCUGGAGAGCCAAUGCUGAGGUGCUGUUCUAUCGCCAAAGGACAGCAACCAAGGUGACUGGUGGGAUUGGAGCUGUGCUUUUUAUGGUAUCUGACUUCACUUUGGCUACAAACCUGCUAUGUUUUCCUGUGCCACAUGACCUGUUAAUUGUCAUGACCACUUACUAUCUGGCACAACUGUUUAUUACCCUCGGUAUUGUAAGAGAUAACAAAAUGAAGGGUGACUAGAUUGACCUUACUUAACUGUUCAAUAGAGAUUGUUUGAUAUUGUGAUUUCAGUGAAAUGUCAUAUGUUUUUCAAUAAGCAGCAAUAGAUAUAUAAUAUCAACACAAUUUUCCAAUUUGCAACUUGUGUUUGAUAUGGGCCUCAUCACUAACACAUAUUUUUGCUUAUAUUUACCGAAAUUAUUCUUUUAUUCUGUAUUUUUAGCUCUUGAAUUCAUGGAACUUCAGUGUGGAAAGUGAGAUGUACAGGGUUUGUCCUGUCAAUAUAUACACAAGGGAUCUGUACCGCUGUUCUCACGGUUGCACUAAAUCAGAACACGAAGAUCUCUCAGUACCAUUAAUUUGAGAUACAUGUACAUUAAUAAAGCAAUAUAAAUUAAGUUUUUUUUGAAGCUACUGAGACCCUUCCACAGUCUAAGACAACAUAACUUGGGCAUCCCUACUCUAAGACAUUCUAAUA
Messenger RNA from Carcharodon carcharias (great white shark), 1377 nucleotides. Its product is annotated as lysoplasmalogenase-like protein TMEM86A. The transcript is spliced from 3 exons. The record is from RefSeq and is a predicted model, not a curated record. NCBI's taxonomy places the organism in Eukaryota, Metazoa, Chordata, Chondrichthyes, Lamniformes, Lamnidae. The coding region runs from base 222 to 920 and encodes 232 amino acids. Gene Ontology annotation, cellular component: membrane.